UAUUUAUUUUGACCUUAAAAAUGUUGGCUACACUUCGGCUUCUCUUUCCUCCAUCCUAUAACAACCACCUUAGACAAAGCCACCAAAACUAGAGGUAAGCCUGCUAUUAAGGUGUAUGUGUAAAUGCGUGUGUGACGAAAACUUAGCUAUUGCAGUUUUUCUUGUCUCCUUUUUCCCUUUUAUUGAUAUUUCCUUCUGAAAAAUCAGUUUUUCCAACUGGGAUUCCAACAGGAAAUUAAGAGAAAGAAAAAUAUUACAUAUUGGAAUAUAAUGGGAGAUCAAGGGAAUGCAUAUAUUGCUUGUCAAGCUGCAGAUAAGAUUGCAACUUUUGGUGUAUGGAUAAAGAGAAAUCCUUUAAAUUAUUCUGUGCCUCUUAUUUUAGUGCAGUUCUCACUAAUUUCUAUAACAUCAAUGCUGAUUGAUAUCUGCCUCCGGCCUCUUGGACAAUCAUCUAUGGUCACUCAAAUUUUUGGUGGAAUGUUGCUUGGCCCUUCAUUGUUAGGACACAAAAGUUCCAUAGGAAGUUUAUUAUUUCCUCCAAGAGGUGCGUUGACAUUUGUAACAGGAGCAACAUUCGGUCUAAUGUUCUUCUUUUUCGCGAUAGGCGUAAAAGCAGAUCCGAUGAAGAUGAUCCGACCAGGAAGGCAGGCAGCUGUCUUAGGUAUCUCAGCAAUGUUUGUUACAUUGGCACUUACUUUGCCGUUAUCUUUCAUAUUAAUUCGUUAUGUCCCCAUGGACGGGACUCUAGCCGAAUCCCUACCUUUCAUUGCAGCGUCACAAUGUCUAACACCUUUUCCAAACAUCUCGUGCCUACUUACGGAGCUUAAGAUGUCGAACAGUGACUUAGGCCGUAUUGCAGUAUCAGCAUCCAUGUUAUGUGAUAUAAUUGGCAUAACCUUAGUUGUUAUAUUACUUUCAAUAUUACAGGCGAAUUUCAAUCCACUCCAAUCAGUAGUGGGAAUUAUAGCAGCAUUUCUAUUUGUGGUUUUUUUGGUGUAUAUAAUUAAGCCUCUUCUGUUAAGAAUUCUAAGAAGAAUACCACAUGGGAAAUCUGUGGGAGAGAACUACAUCAUUGGAACUUUUACAUGUGUUCUUGUAGUUGGAGUAAUCAGUGAGCUAAUUGGCCAGCACUUUGUACUUGGACCAUUAGUCUUAGGUUUGAUGGUGCCUGAAGGGCCGCCUUUGGGAACAGCCCUGAUUUCGAAACUUGAUAUCCCGGUAGGGAAGAUAUUCUAUCCGAUAUAUCUCACAACGAGUGGUCUGAAAACGAACAUUUUCAAAAUUCACCUUCAGUCAUUGUGGAUUUGUUUAUCCAUAGUUUUGUUUUCUUGCAUAGUCAAGAUUGGAGCAGUAGUAUUGUCGUCUAGAUAUCUGCGUAUAAACUUUCAAGACUCCUUCGUGAUUGGACUCAUGAUGAAUGCAAGAGGCAUUUGCGAACUGAUUGUUUACAACUUGUGGAAGGACGGCCUGCUUCUGACAGAUCAAGAGUUCUCCAUUAUUGUUAUCGCGUUGAUUGGAGUUACUGCAAUCAUAACACCGUUAAUAAAGUUCAUGUAUGAUCCUUCAGAACAACGAGUUCCUCUCAAGAGGAGGACAAUUCAGCAUGCUAAACAGGAUGCUGAGCUCAGAAUAUUGGUUUGCCUCCAAAACCAAGAUAACGUACCGACCAUCAUAAACAUACUUGAAGCCUCAGACGCAACAGAAGAAAGCCCGAUUGCGGUCAUAGCAGUCCUACUUGAAGAGGUAGUAGGCCGAGCCAAUCCCUUGCUUGUUUCUCAUCAAUCCACGAGAAUCCUGCAGCCAAGCAACUCCAAAUCAAGCCAUAUAAUAAAUGCCUUGCGCCAAUAUGAGCUUUGCAAUGAAAGAUGCGUCACUGUCCAAUCAUUUAGUGCCAUCUCACACGCAGAAACAAUGCACGAAGACAUCUGCAGAGUAGCACUUGACCAGAAUGCUACAAUUGUGAUUCUACCUUUUCACAAGCACUGGGAAAUCGAUGGCUCCAUCGGGUUAGUGAAUCGCUCUAUUCAGACCAUGGACAUCAAAGUCUUGGAAAAGGCCCCAUGUUCCGUCGGCAUUCUCGUUGACAGGGGAACUUUAACCGGAUCAAUGUCUAUUCUCAACACUCAAUCCAUCUAUCGUGUUGCUGUCAUCUACAUUGGUGGUCCAGAUGACGCAGAGGCACUCUAUUAUGGUUCACGAAUGGGGAGACAUAACAAUGUCACUCUAACACUUGUUCGUUAUCUUCUUUUUGGAAGCGACAAUGCUAGAGAAAGGAAACAAGAUAACAUUCUAAUGGACGACGUUCGACAAGCUCACAAUGGAAACCAGAAUUUCAUAUACCAAGAACAGCUUGUGAAAGACGGAGUAGGCCUAACUGCAUCCCUUAGAGCCUUGGAAAAUAACUAUGAUUUAAUGAUAGUUGGAAGGAACCACCAAGCAUCACAAAUCCUAAUGGGGCUUAGUGCAUGGAGCGAGUGCCAGGAACUCGGCGUGGUCGGAGACAUUUUAGCGUCGACGGAUAUUGGAAGCACCGCCUCAGUACUGGUAGUGCAACAGCAAAGACUCCCUGGAGGAAAGUUGAUGAGUAGAAUGAUGAAACCAGUGAUAGUUAGUCUAGAAACAGGAGUUGAUGCAUCAGUCACUGGUGCAGUAACAACACCAGUAUCUAGUGAUGAUGCUAAAUGGGAGAUUGCAAUAGAUAGAGAUAGGGAUUAGGGGUUUGUUCAUGCAACACAUUUGAUUUUUGUACACUUCUUCUUGUAAUCAUAGGAAGAAAGAGCCAUUGCAGAAGCUGAAGAAAAUUUUACAAAUUUUUUGUACAGAAUGUAUGUGAUAGAACGCUCUUUCAAAAUCAAAAGAAAAGUUGAAUUUCUAAUGAAGAGUGGAAUUGUAAUGAAAUACAUUUUUUUC
Molecule: messenger RNA, 2910 nt
Organism: Olea europaea var. sylvestris
Lineage: Eukaryota; Viridiplantae; Streptophyta; Magnoliopsida; Lamiales; Oleaceae
Product: cation/H(+) antiporter 15-like
Exons: 3
Coding region: 271-2715 (814 amino acids)
Biological process (GO): proton transmembrane transport; regulation of pH
Cellular component (GO): endomembrane system; membrane
Molecular function (GO): antiporter activity
Source: RefSeq, a predicted model, not a curated record